GGCCAGCAGGAGAGGGCUCAGCUGGGGGCUGUCGUCCGAUGGUAAGGGGAUAACCACAUCAUCCUGGUCCCACACAUGGAAAGCAUUUGAACGGGAGAGUGAAAGAGCUGUGGGCCAUGUCUCAGCAGCUUUUGGGAAGUUCAGGGUCCAUAACGUUACAUUCAACACCCAAAACCGGUCAUCACCAUGCGUCAGCAAAGGUGUCAGAUGAGGGGCGUACCUCAACAGGUGAAACAUUAUCAUUUGUAAAGCUGGAUGAGAGCAUCGAACAGCAGAGUGAGGACUCCGGUAUCUGCGUUUCAAAAUCCCCAACUAGAAGUUCACCGGACCAAAGCACUGUUGAACAUGAUAGCGUACUGUCUCUCACAAAUUCAAGAAUAGAGGACAUUGGAAAGAGAGCACAGGAUCUUAUCGAGAGGAUCAAUGAACGCCGGGCCAUGGACCAACCUGUGAUGAACAGCUUUGAGGAGCAACUCACGAAAAAGGUGAGUGAGAUGUGUCAGCAGGUGAGGGAGCAGAUGUUUGACUAUUAUGAGCAGCGUGGUCAGGGGAUUCAGGCCAUCAUCAGUGAGCUGUCCGAGGUGCUGGAGAAAAGCAGUCAGUUUAGCAUGGAGCUACAGGAAGCCAGUCAAACUCUGAAAGCUGUUAACAAAACCCUGCAGCACGUCACAGAGCAGUAGAGU
This is a messenger RNA of Triplophysa rosa, 683 nucleotides long. It is a transcript of the gene syce2, whose product is annotated as synaptonemal complex central element protein 2. Gene Ontology annotation, biological process: synaptonemal complex assembly. Gene Ontology annotation, cellular component: central element. The coding region runs from base 117 to 680 and encodes 187 amino acids. The record is from RefSeq and is a predicted model, not a curated record. The transcript is spliced from 5 exons. Lineage: Eukaryota; Metazoa; Chordata; Actinopteri; Cypriniformes; Nemacheilidae.